CAUUGCUUAAUUAGCUAAGGCUGAAACAAAGAAGAACCAAAAAUGAGUUUUAGUAUCGAAAUCGAUUGCUCGGUGUCGGCCCUCCGGAUGUUCAACCUUGCCCUCCACGGGUUGCAUUUGAUCGGUCAUGAGAUUCUACCUGAUGUUAUCAAGAGCGCUAGUACUAUCCAUGUUGAUGGUGGUGUUGGAAGUAUUAGACACAUCAUCUUUACUCCAGGAUUUCCUUUUCCUUACAUGAAGGAGCGUCUUGAUUUUCUUGAUGCUGUAAACUUUGAGCUAAGACAAAGUCUUGUUGAAGGGAUUAGUUUGGGGACAAAACUUGAGUCUGCAUCUUGGUGUUUUAAAUUUAUACCGAUCAACAAUGGAAAGAGUGUUUUCAAAAUGACUACAACAUAUAAACUCCUCACCGGAGUCCAACUAUCAGAUGAGGAGGAGAAGGUGAAGGAGAUGAUCACCGGAAUUAUCAAAGCUUGUGAUGAUUAUCUCUUGGCCAACCCCAACGUUUGUGUUUAACUCAUGGAUUUAAUUUUAUGGUCUAUCAUGAUGAUGAUGAUGUUUAAUUAUAAAUAAUUUGUCCACAUUAAGUUUUAUGGACUUUUUCUUUUGAGCUUUUUGCGGGUCUCUUAUUGAGUUUUGUU
Messenger RNA from Dioscorea cayenensis subsp. rotundata (Guinea yam), 638 nucleotides. RefSeq names its product pathogenesis-related protein 1-like. The transcript has 2 exons. Gene Ontology annotation, biological process: abscisic acid-activated signaling pathway; defense response. Lineage: Eukaryota; Viridiplantae; Streptophyta; Magnoliopsida; Dioscoreales; Dioscoreaceae. Gene Ontology annotation, molecular function: abscisic acid binding; protein phosphatase inhibitor activity; signaling receptor activity. Bases 43 to 513 code for a protein of 156 amino acids. Gene Ontology annotation, cellular component: nucleus; cytoplasm. The record is from RefSeq and is a predicted model, not a curated record.